Exophiala bonariae is the source of this 2385-nucleotide messenger RNA. RefSeq lists its product as uncharacterized. Lineage: Eukaryota; Fungi; Ascomycota; Eurotiomycetes; Chaetothyriales; Herpotrichiellaceae. Gene Ontology annotation, molecular function: metalloendopeptidase activity. Gene Ontology annotation, biological process: peptide metabolic process. Gene Ontology annotation, cellular component: mitochondrion. The record is from RefSeq and is a predicted model, not a curated record. The coding region runs from base 1 to 2385 and encodes 794 amino acids. The transcript has a single exon.
AUGCAUCAAGUCUUACGGAGAGCACCGUGGACAUGCGCAAGAUGUAUUCGUACGGCAAAAAGGCACGAGUCCUCCAUAGCAGCCUCCGCAAUCGUGCCAUCACAAGAUAACACCUUCGAACAAGUCUAUGCCCAAAGUUCACCUUCUCGACAGAGCGAUAAUGCCCUCCUCAGAGAACUUUUCAACAACAAGUCUGCGACGUCGACUCUGAACAGAAUGACUUCAGGCUUGCUUGGAAACAACCUCUUGACAAGUCCGCAAGGAUUUCAGAAAUUUGCUGAAGUAUCAGUGGCACAAUGUAAGAGACUGGUAGACAGAACGCUAGCAGCGUCAACACCGGAGGAAUACAGGGCUAUACCAAGAGAUCUUGACAGACUUAGUGAUCUGCUUUGCCGAGUCAUCGACCUGUCCGACUUCAUACGCAACAUUCAUCCGAGCGAAGAUGUCGUCGCUGCCGCCACUGCCUCAUAUUCAUUGACUUACCAGUACAUGAACGAGUUGAACACAACAAUCGGGCUCAAUCAACAAUUAAAGAAAGCAUGGGAUACGCCAGAAGUCCGCGAACAAUGGAACGAAGAGGAGAAGAUGGUGGCUCAGCUUCUGAUCAAAGAUUUCGCCAAAUCAGGGAUUGAUCUGCCCGACCAACAGAGGCAAGAAUUUGUGUCGCUGUCCAACGAGAUCGCGCAGAUAGGUACAGAUUUCACCAAUCAGAUGGAACAUGCAAAGGAGCACGUCACACUCUCCAUAGCACAGCUCAACGGUGUCGAUCCAACUUUGCUGCAAGGCCGGCGUCCGCAUGACAAGGUAUCUGUGCCAGUUCACAGUCCCCCAUCGAAUGACAUACUAAAAUCGGCAAAUAAUUCUUCGACGAGAAAGGCCGUUUAUGUCGCGGAGAGGACUGCGUCAAAACGAACCAUAGCGCGACUGGAACAACUUCUUACAACUCGAGCUAAGCUGGCUCGGCUCACUGGAUAUGCUAACUAUGCACAACUAGCUCUGGGCGAUAAAAUGGCAAAGUCUCCAGAAGCUGUCGUGAACUUUUUGGAGUCCCUGAACAGAAGCAACAAGCCCCAGGUCCAGAGCGAGCUGAAAGCUCUGCUAGAUAUCAAACGAGAAACCCAAGCAGGCGGAGAAACCAUCGAUCCCUGGGAUCAUGCUUACCUGGUGAACAAACUGAAGCAACGCCAAGUGCAACAAGGUCCACGAACCUCCAAGUCCCGACUCCAUUCCAACGCCAAAUCCUACUUUGCACUCGGCCAUGUCAUGCAAGGUCUGUCAGGAUUAUUCGAGUCCCUUUAUGGAGUUCGAUUGGUACCAAGGGAGACGGCGAAAGGUGAGAUCUGGCACCCGGAUGUAAGGAGGCUCGAUGUAUAUACGGAUAAGCAAGAACAUAUUGCAACGAUGUAUUGUGAUCUUUUCUCAAGACCAUCGAAGCCGCGAAACCCGGCUCAUUUCACUCUGUUAUGCUCAAGAGAAAUCUCCGAAGAAGAGAUUCGUGAAUGCGAAGAACGGAAUGAGCCUCUGAACAAUGAAAUGCCAACCUUGCUUGGUGCAAAUGCGAUAUCUGGAAAGACUGCCCACCAUCAAAUACCCAUCAUUGCUCUUGUUUGUGCAUUCCCGAACCCCGAUCGCGUCAGAGAUCCCUCGCUUUUGUCCUUGUUCAGCGUGAACACUUUGUUUCAUGAGAUGGGCCAUGCUAUACACAGUAUUCUCGGGCGAACCUCGUUACAAUCAAUAGCUGGAACGAGAUGUGCAACAGACUUUGCCGAACUUCCGUCAAUGCUUAUGGAACAUUUCGCAACGGAUCCUACUGUCCUCAAGAUGUUUGCUCGUCACUGGGAAACCGGGGCGGUAAUUCCAGAUGAAAUGAUUGACGCUCUCACGAAAGAACGGCUGAAAGGGGCUGCGAUGACUGGUGGUUGGGAGAACGAGAGUCAGAUUCUCAUGUCACUGCUUGAUCAGACAUAUCACUCAAAUGGGCCAAUCGAAGACAUAUCACGGGGAAGAUAUUAUGAUUCCACAGCUGUUUAUCAUCAAGUGUGGAACAAGUAUGGCAGCGUCCAGGAGCCGGCUUCCACCGCUUGGCAAGGUUUCUUUGGCCACUUGCACACUUAUGGAGCAAUGUACUAUGCAUAUGCAUUUGAUAAAGCUAUAGCGUGGCAAGUCUGGAGAUCUGUCUUUCGAGGUGGAGAGGACGGUGGUGCAAUCGAUCGAGUAGCAGGAGAACGUCUCAAGCAGGAGGUCUUGCGCUUUGGAGGAGGGAAGGACCCAUGGCUGUGCCUGGAAGGGUUGCUGGGUGAAGGCAAGGGCGUACUUGCUGAGGGAGGUGAGGCAGCUAUGCUCGAGGUUGGGAAAUGGGGUGUUGGAGCGACGAUUGAGGCAUGA